This is a messenger RNA of Knipowitschia caucasica, 1518 nucleotides long. Lineage: Eukaryota; Metazoa; Chordata; Actinopteri; Gobiiformes; Gobiidae. The record is from the annotation of a GenBank genome assembly.
AUGCGGUUCGCAGUUCUAUUCAGGCUCUAUGUGCUGUGGGGCUGUGUGGUGGCCGCGACCUCAGCGAGCAAAGCUACCAAGAGGAAGGUGGCCGGCCGGAAGUCCAGGCAGGUGUUUGAGGCGGAGCCCGUGGACGGAGUAUGGUCUGAUUGGGGGGAGUGGUCCCAAUGCUCCCAAACCUGCGGAGUGGGCGUGUCUCUGAGGAACAGGCAGUGUAUAGCCCCUCCCCCUCCACAACUCCCACCCCUCACCCACAGUCCUCCAAACUGGGCAGGAUAUUUACCUGGAGGCGUGAGGACUCCUGUCAGCUCUCCUCUGCGUCCUUUUUACCCCCGUCACCCCGGGCAACACGUGCCCUAUCACGCCUCUGCCUACCCCAAUAACCACAACCAGGGGCUUCCUCUGUACAGGAACACUCCAGCAGACGGGGGAGGGCCGCCUGUCCCAGCACAGGCCAAUCCCUCCUCCUCUUUAUAUCAACCAGACUUCUCACCCGCAAGUCAGGAUCCUAAUCCAGUUUUUCAAUCGCCCUAUCAUCCUUCCUCACAAAGUCAUAACAACCAGCCGGCACGGGUCAUCAGGAGACCCACCAAUCCAGCGCCUGCAAGGUCAGGAGGAGGCGGGAACAGGCGUUCUGUUUCCAACAAUAAAGAAGCUGGGGCUACAAGGAGGUCUUCCCCAAUCCGCCCGGGCCAGUUCGGAUACGGAAGAGUCCCCUUCUCUUUGCCGCUGCAUCGUCAAAACAGACAAGCCAGGCACACUAUCAACGGCACAGACAUCACUCCUUCUUCAACGUCUGACCUGGAUGUCAAUGAAAACAAUAACCAAAAAGAGCAAAGGGAGGAGGCUGUUUUCGAAGAAGACCAGGAAAGCACAGGGACAGAAUCGCCCACAACCACCACCACAACCCGAAAACCAUACCGUCACGUUGUCCGACAAGCGUAUCCCGACCCAAGGCCCAGGGAAAGAGCUCCUCCUUUCCAAUUCUCACGUAGACAAUUUAACUGGAAUAGCGUCACGGCCCCUCCCCCACCCGUACCUGCACAGUCGCACCUAAAUUCGCCUGGGUCACCCUAUGCUCCGCCCCUUCACCGGCCCAACCAUUUGAACUGGGAGAGGGAGCAUCAGCCGCCCACCGGGAAUGUCUAUCCGCUCCAGCAUCCAAGCGUCCCGUACGGUGGAACCGAGGCGGGGCAAGGCGGAGGAAGAGUCGUCUACAGGUGCUCCGGAUCCGAGAAGGAAUAUCGGAGGUGCUUUUCACAGCCUCUCUGCCUCCGUGUUGUCAGUUCCUCUCCUGUGAUAGUCAGGUCCUUCCCAGGCUCUAACACUGGCCUCUUGUCCUUGAACACUUAUUUGGAUGGAAACUUCCUGCUACUGCUCCGCUAUAAAGACUGUGUAUGCACUUGGCCUCCACCUGAAUAUACACCUCUGCAGUGGCCCUUCACACAUGAUUAUCAUCUCCCUGAACUUCAGGAGCCCCUGGUGACAACUCAAGCCAUCAUCCCCAGAGCUGCAUAA